AUGUCGAAUUAUCAUUUAGUCAUUUUAGUUCAUGGUGUUUGGGGUAAUUCUUCUCAUCUUGCCUAUGUUGAAAAACAAAUUCAUGAAAACAUUCAUUCUUAUGAUGGAACUAUAAUUCAUACCCACAAGACAGGAUCACACCUGGGUUAUUUGACUUAUGAUGGAAUUGAUGUUAAUGGGAAAAGAAUAUCUGAUGAAGUAUGGGAACAAACAAAAUUGAUUGAAGAAAAAGGUGGUAAGGUUAUUAAGUUUUCCGUUGUCGGGUAUUCCUUGGGAGGUUUGAUCUCGAGAUAUUGUAUUGGUUAUCUCAGUAGUCAAGGCUAUUUUGAUGAUGUCGAGCCAAUAAACUUUACAACCUUCUGUACACCACACGUGGGAGUACUGGUACCUCAAAGUCAUAAUUUCUCAGCCCGAUUAUACAAUAGAAUAGCUCCAUUGUUUCUAGCUGAUACUGGAGCUCAGUUUUUCCUUCGAGAUAAAGUUGGAGAAUUUGGUAAACCAUUGUUGGUAUGGAUGGCCGAUCCUAGAUCCAAAUUCUAUAAGGCAUUAGCAAAAUUCAAGUAUAAAUCACUUUAUGCCAAUGUUGUCAAUGAUAAGCGGUGCUCGUGGUAUACUGCUUCCAUCUCUCCAGAUGAUAAAGUUAAUUCACUGUAUAAUAAAAACCCAGAAAAUAUCAAUUGCAAAUAUAUAAAGGGAUACCAACCAAAUGUCAUUGAUGUUACCAAACCAUGUUAUUAUGAUAAAGCUAACAACUUGAAGGGAACGACAAAUUAUCGAUUCAAAUGGUUUUGGAAGACUUUAAAUUGGAUCAAAUUGAUAGGAACAAUUGCUGUAUAUUCACCGAUUUUUAUUAUAACUUCAAUUGUGCAAAGGAUAUAUAAUAGGAAAAGAGUAAGUGAGUUUUUCAAAAAUGAAUCAAAUGAUUUAUUACACAUGUAUGAACAUGAAGGAGGAGAAGAAGAGCAUCCUUCUGUGUUUGCAGAUAUUUCUAAUAAAGUUGAUGAUGAACAAGAAACAUUGGUUGAAGACAUUUAUGACGCCAUGAAUUGGAGAGUUAGUCAUUCAUCAGCUUUCCCACCCAUAAAAUUAGAUCGUGAUCAAUCCUAUAUUGUUGAAAAAUUAAAUACAAUUAGUUGGAAGAAAUACCCCAUUAUUAUUAGACACACUAAAGGUACUCAUGGUGCAGCUAUUAUAAAGCAUUAUGAUCCGAAUUUUGAUGAAGGUGAAGUUAUAGUGAGACAUUUUGUUAAGGAAGUAUUUAAGUUAGAAUAG
This is a messenger RNA of Candida dubliniensis CD36, 1272 nucleotides long. RefSeq lists its product as uncharacterized. The record is from RefSeq and is a predicted model, not a curated record. Lineage: Eukaryota; Fungi; Ascomycota; Pichiomycetes; Serinales; Debaryomycetaceae. The coding region runs from base 1 to 1272 and encodes 423 amino acids. The transcript has a single exon. Gene Ontology annotation, molecular function: monoacylglycerol lipase activity.